Bicyclus anynana (squinting bush brown) is the source of this 9132-nucleotide messenger RNA. Its product is annotated as protein bric-a-brac 1. The coding region runs from base 468 to 2102 and encodes 544 amino acids. Gene Ontology annotation, cellular component: nucleus. The record is from RefSeq and is a predicted model, not a curated record. Lineage: Eukaryota; Metazoa; Arthropoda; Insecta; Lepidoptera; Nymphalidae. The transcript has 7 exons. Gene Ontology annotation, molecular function: DNA binding; protein binding. Gene Ontology annotation, biological process: regulation of transcription by RNA polymerase II.
GCCGCGGCGCUCGCGUCGCGCUGUCACCUGCCUCGACGCCCGGACCGUUUAUUCCAGCCAGUGCUCUACACAUAACCCCUGCACGCGCCCCCGUGUCGCCCAUCGGCUGAUCUUCCCACCAGAAAAGAAACCUUCCAUCCCAUUGCAGGCGGGCACUACAGCGGAGCGGAGUCUUCACAGCGUUGCUGAGAGACUACACAGCGCAGCGAGGAGUCUACACAGCGCAGCGGGGAGUCUACACAGCGCAGCGGGGAGUCUACACAGCGCAGCGGGGAGUCUACACUGCGCAGCAGGGAGUCUACACUUCGGAGCGGAGAAUCUACACUGCGCAGCGGGGAAUCUAGACAACGCAGCGGAGAGUCUACACAGCGCAGCGGGGCUGCGCAGAGAGGAGCUUUCUAUGACCACGGAAACAUAUAGCCAAUUCUUGGAUUUUUAUUUCCAGAUGCGAGUUCGCCGCUAGAAGCAUGCCGGCCGAGGAAGACCCCGGGGCGAUGGACGGCCGCGAAGCCGCCGACGGCUCGCCGCAGCAGUUCUGCCUGCGAUGGAACAACUACCAGGCCAACCUGGCCACCUGCUUCGACCAGCUGCUGCAGACCGAGUCGUUCGUGGACGUGACGCUGGCGUGCGAGGGCCGCAGCCUGAAGGCGCACAAGGUGGUGCUGUCCGCCUGCAGCCCGUACUUCCAGACGCUGUUCACGGAGAACCCGUGCCGGCACCCGAUCGUCAUCAUGCGCGACAUCAAGUACUGCGACCUGAAGGCGGUGGUGGACUUCAUGUACCGCGGCGAGAUCAACGUGUCGCAGGACCAGAUCGCGGCGCUGCUGCAGGUGGCGGAAACGCUGAAGGUGCGCGGGCUGACGGACGUGAGCGGCGAGCACGCCGUGCUGCGCGCCGCCAAGCGCAGCGGCACCGCGUCGCCGGACGCGCCGGGCGCGGGGCUGGCGGGCCCGGCCGGCAAGGCGCGCCGCCGCUCGGGCUCCGCGCCGCGCUCGCCGCCCGCCGACCUGCUGCACGCGCCGCCCGACGCGCCGCCGCCCAUGCACGACGACGUCGACAUCCGCCCCGGCAUCGCCGAGAUGAUCCGCGAGGAGGAACGGGCCAAAUUAAUUGAAAACUCUCACGCUUGGCUCGGCGCCUCCACAUCUUCGAUUGCAGCAGAUAGCUACCAAUAUCAGCUGCAGUCCAUGUGGCAGAAGUGCUGGAACACCAACCAGAGCAUCGUGCACAAUCUGAGGUUCCGCGAGCGCGGGCCGCUGAAGUCCUGGCGCCCGGAGACCAUGGCUGAGGCCAUAUUCUCUGUUCUGAAGGAAGGGCUCUCACUGUCGCAGGCUGCGAGGAAAUACGACAUUCCGUACCCGACAUUUGUGCUGUACGCUAACAGAGUCCACAACAUGCUGGGCCCGAGCGCGGACGGUGGUGCAGAUCUGAGACCCAAAGGUCGCGGGCGGCCGCAGCGCAUUCUGCUGGGCGUGUGGCCCGACGAGCACAUCCGCGGCGUCAUCCGCGCCGUCGUGUUCCGCGACUCGCACGCCGCGCACGCCGUGCACGCCUCGCACCACAUCAAGGAGGAGGUGCUCCCCGUCUACCCUGCGAUCACGGACGGCAUGACCUCGGUGCAGAACGCCUACCCGGUGGCGUGCGGCAACGGGCGCGAGGGCGGCGUGUCGCCCAACGCCGCGGCAGCCGCCGCCGUGGCCGCCGUGGCGCACGGGCUGCGCCGCCAGAUGUGCAACAUGGUCGUGGCCGCGCAGAGGCCGCCCGACCACCCGGUGCACCUCGGCCUGCCGCCGAUGCCCAUGCAGUCACCGCGGUUGCCAUCGCCGCGCCUGCCGUCGCCGCUCACGGCCGGCUCGGAGUCGCCGCUGUGCUCGCCGCCGCCGCCGGGCCACGCCCUCGAGCCGCCGAAGCCCACCGACCCGUUCCGACCCUUCGCCUCGCCGCGCCCUGACAGCCGCUACAGCGACCGCGACGUCGUCGCCGACAUGACCGACAUGGGACCGCCUAAAACUCCGAUUUCGAUGGUGAAGAACGGCAAGGAGAUGUCGCUGCCGGUGAAGAUGGAGCUGCCGCCGGCGGAGGCGCGCGCGGAGAACAUCUGAAGCGAGGCCGCGGGCGCGGCGCCGGCGCACGCCCCCGCCGGCGUGCCCCCGCCGCUGCCCGCCUACCCCUACUUCGUCCCCAACCGCAACUCCAUCGGCUACUUCUAAACGGAAGGCGACGUCGGGCCAGAGUCAGCCCGACCGCGGGACGAGCGCAGCACGACUGCUGCGACGUGACAUAAGUAUUUAAUCAUCAAUAUCGGCAUUACUUUAUUAUAUUUGACUAAUUAAUUAUUAUUAUUUGAAGUGGACUCGCUGUGCAAUACAUUGCUUGUUGUUUAGUUACGAAUUUCGUAUUAUUAUAAAGGAAUAUUUUUAGUUGAAUUACCUAUUAUUAUUAGUUUUUGUAUACAUCGUUCGUUUAUGUACGUUUCGAUUACGCAUUAAGUAUAAGUUCGCUAAGAGAGGCGGCGCGCGAGCGGCGACCUACCGCCGCCGCUCGCGCGCUCCCGCGUACGACUCGUAUUACGUAUAAGCUUAUAACGACUUAGAUCCAUCUGUGAACGUAGAGAUAUCAAAAUUUAAAACAUUUGGCCGGAUUCAAAAGACUGUUUGGUAUACCUAUUCAUUAUAAAUCUGCUACCUACAUACAUACAUAUGCAUAAAAAAAUUUCAUGAAUAUAAACUAGCUCUAGAUGUACUUUUAAAUUAAAGCAUAGAUGUAUGUUUCAUUUUAUCGUAAAGUCGAUGUCAAUUUCUCUAUAGCAGGAUAUCGGUGUUCGUUGUUGCUUGCGGCUUCCGAGCGCCAGGAGCGCGCGCGCCGCCUGCCCACUCCGAGUAGACUUAGAGAUCGCCAAAUGUAACAUAGAUGUAUCUUUAGCCAGUAGUGAAUGUUCCAAAUGUUAGGCUACAUUAGAGUUCGGGGCUCGACCGACCUCAGCAUUGACUUCAACUAAUAAUAUCAUAUCGAUGUCGCUCAGCUUCCUGUGUCUUUAGAGUUCCUCGUCUGUCAGGCUUCUACAUAGCAAUUAGAUAACGUACAGUCGAUUGCAACACUGGCUUGUUUACGACGACUAGGGUGAACACAUCUCUGCGACGGCAGCUAUGACUACAUCUCCAUUGAACAUUUAUUCAGAUUCAAAUCUAUAUCCAACUGAAAACUGUAGCCGCGCUUUAUGUCUAUUGCUAAUAAGUAUAAUAGAUUUUAAGAACUUAUCGUUAUCGAUGUUCUAGUGUUGUAACCGCAAAAAAAAAAUACAAAAACAUAAUUGUGUAUCGAUGUUAUUGAUGUUAAUUAAAGAUCAUUGGUUAAUGUAUGGAGGAACAUCGGCUUGCCCAUUUUAGUUUUAGGAGCACCAAAAUCGCUAAUCAUAUGACGUAUUACCAUCAUUCGUCUGCUAACCUAUUGUGUAGCUUUUAGAGUACCUAUAUCUAUUUCAAUUAACUUAGAUAUUAGCUGUGUAACUUAUUCGUAGCAUUCAGUAAUCACGCCGACGACACGACACCGAUCGCAGCCCGACGACUGACGACUGGCGACUGGCGACUGUCGCGUCUGAUGGCGCAAAGCACGAAAUCGUCAGAGGAUCUCAUAAUGUCGUCGGCGCGAAUACACAUUAACGUGUAUAAUGUAUAUGUACAAAUUUGUUUUAACACCUACCUAUUACAAAGUUAUUUUAUUACACACUUUCGGCGGGAAAAAUUGUAGUGUACUGAUCUUCUUGCCGCAAGGGUAUACCAUGAUUUAGAUAUUGUUGGAAGAAAAUCGUUGGCGUUAUCACAUAAAAUAUUGAAGGGGAGGGCGUGCCGCGGGCGAAUACCUACUGAACAGUUAUUUAUUCUGUUACCAUCGGUUGUUGACAGUUCCUCAAGUGCACCAGAAGUCGCACGUAUCCGCUUCGCUCCGCGUCGGCCCGCGUCGCGCCCCGCGAGUCUCGUCGCAUUACUAACUCGACAAGCAUGUUAAACAUAAGUCUUCAUGUGGCCUUGAUAUCUCGCUAUUGUUUGGAAUAUGGAUUAUCUGGUUUGGUUAAAGUUUGGAAAACUAGUGUAUAAAAGAGACCAAGUUAUUAAAAAGACAUUUGCGAUUCAGAUCUAGUGUUGAUGAAACUUUUGGCUAUCCUUUUGGAAAUAAAGUUAACUAUAGGAAAAAUUAAAAAAAAAUUAUAUAAACGGCCUAUACGUUUCGGAUGAAUUGCGUAAAUUUGGUAAAUGUUACUACGCAUAUUUUCUAUUGUGUAAGUUUAGGCUAAUGUGUUCAAAAACUAAAUGAAAAUUUUUGAAAAAGUAGAAAGUGCCUUCCAAAUUUUUGACCACGGUAAGUGUUGGAACGGGUGCGGCGAUGAUCGGCUGGAAGCGGCCCGUGUCGGCGCGGCGCGGCGCAGCCCCGCGUGCGGCCUCGUGCCGCGCGGUGCGAACGCGCGCGGCCAGCAGCGGCGCGCCUCGCCGACACUCGACCGCACUGUACGUGCUUAACUAUAAAAAGUUAGACUAAUAAAAAUUCAAAAUUAUUAUAUUAAAAAUUAAAUACAUAUGACUAUUAUAUAGUAAAAAAUAUACUAAAAAUUAUAUAUUCGGCCGUGUGGUAUUACCCUGAAAGGCAAGCGUUAGCUGACUAUUCGGCAUCAAAAUUUACUCUAUUAUAUUAAUUUACAAAAAUCGGAAAACAAUGCAUACAUGCAAUGUGCCAUUUGUUUGAACUGAUGACGUUCGUUUUUUGUGUCACACUUGGAUUUUGUAGUUAUAAUAUAAUUAAUUAAUUUAUUGUACUCGAUUGAAAGUAUACCUACAUUUCGAAUACAUAAAAUAUAAGUGUCUAUAAUAUUAUGUUGGCGUUAGAUAAGUAAAGAUUACUUGUAUGUAGUAAUAUUGUACCUACACCCGAUGAGGCGAUUGUUCUAGGUAGGUACUUUCAUGUUCUGAGCCUUCCAAUCUGACGGCACUCAUGUGCUUGUAUUGCAUGACAAUUAUUACAAGACCUGGGCCCUGAUUCUGUGCGAAUUUGGAAUCGUGACAUUGCAUUUUGUGACGCCACAUACUUACAUAUGGCACCACUUCACAAAGUAACUGUCAAGAUUUACUUGAUUAUGUGUGAGUUUUGAUGAUAUCAAGGAUCUGUGCCCAGGUACAAUAUUUCGUUGGUAGUUGUAUGACGUAGUGUCAUCGACAUAACGUCAUAAGUCAUUAUGUACCCAGAUACCCACAUUAUGUUUGUAGGUACGAUAUCAAUGUCAUAUAAAAUUAGGCCCAGACCUUAUUCUCUAUGGCAUUAAACUAAUAAAAUCAUGAUGUAGUAUUCUAGCAUAUAUGCGAUAAAAUGCAUUUUGUGACGUCAACUUUGACGUCGUUGAUUGUGCUUAUCAGUGUGUUACUAUGUCAAUGCGAAUAAGGGCCGAGUAUAUAUAUUCUUUUGUGAUAAAAUGCGUAUAUUUAUAUUUCUAAUUAUCGUGAUGAACAUUUUUGCAAUAUUUAUAUUGCUAUGUUUAUAAUUUUAUUUAUUACAUAUUAAUUUAAAUCCUUCCGCCGUUUUGGGCACAAAGUAUUUUAUUUUCUUUACCUGCAGAGUAACCAAAAACUUUUUUUAUCAAUUGAAGUAUUGUAUUAGUUUACACGUGACUGUUAGUUUUAAGUAGUUGUCCCGAGCCCCUUUCUCUAUGACAUUAUUAGCAAUAGUGCCGUGCAUUGAUCUUGACAGUUGUUGUAUGUGACGUCAAAAUUGACGUCAAUAAAUGUAUUUCGCGCGUAGUAAUGAGUUUAAUGUCAUAGAGAAUUAGGGCGGGUAAAUUAUCGAAUAGAACAUAAUUAUUAAAAAUAAUGAUUUGCUUCUGGAUCCUGGAUUUUGGAAGCAUUAAACUAUUUUCAAUUCCAAAAUUUAUUUUUAUCAUUCCUGUGCGCAAAUUGAUUAGGUAUAUAGGUAUCUAUAUUAUUUAAAUAUGGACAGUAAAGUUGACACACCUACAUAUUAUUUUAAAAUAAGAGAUUAUUUUUAAACACCUCCUAGAUAAUACGCAAUUUAUGCAUUUUAUGACGUCACAGAUUAGUGUCGUAGAGUUCCAAUAUUCAAGUGUUCUGGUAUUCAUCUGCACAUUUCAGUCCAGAUACGUUGGCUCUUCCAUAGAUCAAUUUUUUUUAAACAAUGUUUAAUUAAUUCUAUGCAAACUAACAAAGGUACGGAGGUAUCUAAGCCAUCUAAGGAUUCCCUUAACUAUGUGUCACUUUACUUACACAAAUAAUUUGAUCUCUUUUCUGUGUAUCUGUGUGUAACUAAUAAUAUAUAAUUAAUACUAUGACAAAAUAUUAAUAACGCCAGUAAAAUUAUUUUUAAGUUUAAGGUUAAUUUUAAUUGUUUCCUACUACUUCUAUAGUACCUACCAGUGAAAAUAAUUAAUUUUUAUAAAGAUUUAAGUUCUCGAUAUUCACAGGAAUGAUGGAAAUAAUGUCUACCUAAUAUGUAAAAUUAAAAUGUUUUAAUUUUAACAUUUACGUUAAAUAUGCUGUCACAGUGACAUUAUAUCGUUAUAACGGUUAUGUUAAUGCAAUUUAUUGUUGUUAGGAUUAUUUCCUUUUCAAAUACCUGUCUAUCUGGAGUAAGUCUAUGUGUAACAGAAAUGCUUCUUAUUGUCAUCAACGUUGUAUGUCCAAAGUGUGUGUCAGCUCGCUUGUUCACUGGAUGAAUUUGUAGCUGUAAUAUUGUACUUAUACUGCUAUUUUAUUAUCUUUCCUAUCUGUAAAAUAAUAUGGUUUAUACUAGCGGACGACCGCAACUUCUUUCGCGCAAAAUCAGUUUUUUUAGUCCUUCGAUAAUUCCGAGAAAAAAGUUGAAUGUUCUGCUCCAUGGUACACUUUAUCUCUCCAAAUAUUUAUUCUUAUCUUGGGGCGAUUAAGUUUUUCAUAUUUUUUAAAUUGAUGGCCUCCGUGGCGCUGGUAUGCCCGGUGGAUUUACAAAACAGAAGUCCUGGGUUCGACCCCCAGCUGGGCCAACUGAGAGUUUCUUAAUUGUAAUCGACGUGACUAAAAUUUAUAUAUAAUUUGGUGUCGCAUUAAUUGCUGAUUGCAAAGGAAGAGAUACUUGUACGAAUAUGUAUUAACCGUCGCAGCAUAUCGUCAACAAUUAUAAAAAUAAGUCGAUGCCUAAAUUACUUUGGUUGCUGGUACAAAUAUUUUACGCAGUCCUUACCUCCCUAAUUUAUGUAAGGUCUAAGGGUCUUUCCGCAUUGCAUCCGAUAAAAGUCCGAGAUUAUUCAGAUUGUGAAAAAGAUGACGAUUUUAGACUGCAUCCAAAUUGACAAGGAUCGGAGCAACUCUGAAUUGAAGUCAUUUUUGGACUUGGUAAAUGAAAAUUUAAUCUAUUGAGCAACGCUACAUAAGAUUCUGAUUCGGAUGUAGACUUUUUGGAUUCAGUGUGGAAAAUAUUGGACCGAUCGAUACUCUUUAAUGGUCCAAAUUUAGCAGUAAAGUAAAAGUUAGCAAGGACCUUAAUUGUCUUCGAUUUUUGAAUGACAGAUUGGAAAAAGUUUCGAAAUUCGUCAGCUAGUGAGUACUCUGUCUACAAAUUCAUUUACUAAAAGUAUUUACCUAUUAAAACCUCCUUAUUAAUUUGACAGCCUCCGUGGCGCAGUGGUAUGCGCGGUGGAUUUACAAAACGGAGGUCCUGGGUUCGAUCCCCGGCUGGGCAAAUUGAGUUUUUCUUAAUUGGUCCAGGGCUGGCUGGUGGGAGGCUUCGGCCGUGGCUAGUUACCACCCUACCGGCAAAGACGUACCGCCAAGCGAUUUAGCGUUCCGGUACGAUGCCGUGUAGAAACCGAAAGGGGUGUGGAUUUUCAUCCUCCUCCAAACAAGUUAGCCCGCUUCCAUCUUAGACUGCAUCAUCACUUACCAUCAGGUGAGAUUGUAGUCAAGGGCUAACUUGUAAAGAAAAAAAAAAAAAAACUCUCCUACUUCUAUUUCUGAAUAAUAAGAUUUAAAAUAUGCUUACGUUUCUAACCUUUUAGCUAAAUAAUAGUAAUUAUGUAUGGUUUUUAUGAAAUGAAUAAUAAUUCAAAAUAUAAUUUUAACAUUAGACAGACAUUAGACAUUAGACUUGUCUGCACUUUUAUAGAUCAACAAUUUUACAUAUUGCUCAAUCUUAAGUAUCUUCCAUCCGUAUCCUACUCGUAGAUUACAUUUUUGAGUAAGAUUUAUUGAAAAACAAAAUUGAGGCCAGUAAAAAUUUUCUACCAGUGAACACGGAGCUUAAGUUAGAAUCGUCACUGACUUGCUUCAGACCGCACAAGCUCAGCACAACCUAACUCAGUUAUAAUCAGCAUGGCUAUUUACGUGCUGUAUUGAUGCUAAGAUUUUAACAUCUUAAUACGAGUGGAUUUAGUUAUGCCAAAAUGUUCUAGCCUAUAUUUUUUUUAAUUCGAUUAAAAAUUCGUGUCUGUUAGGUACCUAUUAUAUUAAUUACUAGCGGACCCGGUCAAGCUUCGCUUUGACUUACGUGCACUUCUUCCCUACCCCUACCCUUUCCCUACCCUACCUCUACCCUAUCCCUACCCCUUGACUCUUAAACGUUUGUAUGGGAAAUAGAAAAGAAUUAUUUUAUGGUUUCCCCGGUAAUUAUUCUAAUUUUUCUCACCUUUAAACCUUCCAUAUACCUCCACGUACAUUUCAAGACCAAGAUAAGAUAAAUGCGUUCAGCUGUUCUCGAGUAUUAACGAGACUAACGAACAGCAAUUCAUUUAUAUAUAUAGAAUAUUAAUUGACAAUUUGGCAUAACUGAGCCCAACUUAAGGUUAGUAAUUGUGACGUGACGUUCCUAGGUACAGUGCUUAUCUAUGUACGAGUAUGAGUGACGCGACUAGUGCUAUGUAAGUCAGUGGCGAUGUUGUAACUGUCAUCGUCAUCCUAUAUAAAGUACAAUUUUAAAAUUGGUGUAUUUCUUCAAUGUUCAAUGUUUAACACAUGUAGUUGACAGUAUCCAAGUUACUCCGAAACCGUUUAGUGACAGUUUAUCAGAUAAAUUAUUAAGUAAGUAGAAUGUGUAUCUUACAUUUUAAGUUCGUUAUUGUCACAGUGUACCGUUGUCUGAAUGAAUAUAUAAAAAUAGAGCAAA